This is a messenger RNA of Daphnia magna, 2010 nucleotides long. RefSeq lists its product as uncharacterized. The transcript is spliced from 8 exons. The record is from RefSeq and is a predicted model, not a curated record. Bases 34 to 1812 code for a protein of 592 amino acids. Lineage: Eukaryota; Metazoa; Arthropoda; Branchiopoda; Diplostraca; Daphniidae. Gene Ontology annotation, molecular function: protein binding.
AAACACAACCAAAAUAAAACGGGAUUUCGUCCAAUGGCAGUACGAGACGCAAUAUGCCGAAAAAGUAGAGGAAAUUUCCAGACGCUUCGUAUCAAAGGUCUACAUAUUCCGAGGCUGUCGUGCGGGAACGUCAGAUCUUACGCUGGCAGGUCGCAAUUCUUUUUAUUCACCAGUACACUUUGGAAAUUGAUCAUGAAUCGACCAGAAUCGUCAGCCAAUGCAAGUAAAUUGUGCGCCGUGUGCCGUGCGAAAGCCUCGCAAAUUUGUAGCGGUUGUGGUGAAAUCGCUUACUGCUCUAAAGAACAUCAGAAACAACAUUGGUCAUCUAGUCAUAAAAGCCAGUGCAAACCCUAUAAAGUUGUGUUCGACGAGAAAUUUGGACGUUGUAUGGUGGCAUCGAAGAACAUCAAACCCAGAGAAAUAAUAUUUAGAGAAAAAGCAAUUAUGACAGGACCGAAACAAGGCAGUCUGCCUUGUUGUCUUACGUGUUACACGAGUUUAGAGAAUGUCGAAGAAGCCAGUCUCUUCCGGUGUCCUGGAUGCAAUUUCCCAUUUUGCCAAGAAAAAUGUGCCAAGAGCUCCGAACACCUUUCAGCAGAGUGCCUCAUUUUAAGUCGUGCCAAAUUGCACGUCACCAUCAACGACAUGAGCAAAUUUCAUCCGAUUUACCUCUGCAUUCUUCCGCUUAGGUGUCUUUUACUGAAAACCACACAGCCUCAAUUAUUUCAGGCAUUCAGCGAACUGGAACACCACAACGACCUGCGUCGGCAGACUGACAUGUGGGACGUCUAUCAAGUCAACGUCGUCGAAUUCCUUCGCACAAUUUGCGGCGUGGCCGAUCAGUUCAGCGAAGAAGAGAUUCACUCGACUUGCGGAGCUCUAGACAUCAACUCGUACGAAGUCCGGCUGUUUGGACACAACAACAGAGAAGCAUUAGGUGUUUUUACGUUAGCAUCCAUGAUGUCCCAUAACUGCGUUGCCAACACGCAUCAUGUCAUCGAUGCCAAUUAUCGGAUGACCGUUCGAGCCUCAGUUGCAAUCAAGGAAGGCGAGCAGAUAUUCGCUAGUUAUACUUUGCCUCUAGAAGGGACGAUAGUAAGACGAUCUGUGUUGCGUCAGAGUAAAUUGUUUGAAUGCCGUUGUCUUCGUUGCUCCGAUCCGACGGAAUGUUCUACUUUUUUGUCCGCUCUGCGUUGCCCGAAAUGCCCGACUGGCGCCGUACUGCCCAUCCGGCCACUGGAAGAGAAGGACACCCAAUGGCAAUGUUCUCAAUGUACUUAUCAAUUAACAGCUGCCAUAGUGAAUCGAUUAAUCAACAAAAUCAUGGAAAAAUUUGAAGCUAUUGGACCUAACGACGUAGAAAAAUUCGAAGAAUUUCUCAGUCGAUACGCCUCACUGCUCCACCCCAAUCAUUACCUGUUCACUAGUGCCAGGCAAUCAUUGAGCCAAUUAUACGGCAGAGAUGAACGUUAUUUACUCAACACUUUAACGAUGGAACAGCUGGAACGAAAAGUCUCCAUCUGCCAGCAACUGAUGGCUGUCGCGGAUAUCGUCGAGCCUGGACUCACUCGAAUCAGAGGCGUGACGCUGUACGAAAUGCACGCCCCAAUGUUAUUGAUGGCAAGAAAAAUAUUUGAGGCGGGGCAUUGCACGCCCACCGAACUGAAGGAAAAGAUUGAAACCGUUCGCAGCAUCUUAUCGGAAGCGACGAAAAUCCUCUCACUGGAAGAUCCAUCGUCAAGCGAAGGAGCCAUGGGUAUGGCAGCUGUUCAAUCCCUGUGCCAAAUUCAACGUUGGAUUCUUACCAUGUGACAAACGUACUGGCAAGAAUGUCGUCCACCAGCAGAUGCCCCAAUGUCAAUACUGUCUACCAUUGUCCAUAACACAGUCUGCCUUUUGUUUAUGCCACGUUUCAGUCUAACAAUAGAAAAGCGUAUUAACUAGAGGAUAACGAGAACAAUAAAUGGCCAGUUGCUUGACCUUUCCCCACGUUUCAUGGCUGACGUUGAA